AUGAUAAAGAUUGCAACUCCAAAAGAACAUCCUUAUGCGUCCCACAUCUCCCGCUUUGCAAUGUUCCCAUCCUUCCACUCGCCAGAUGACCCUGACAAAGGAGUCAGAGUUGCCUCCCAACCUUUCAUCAACCCCCUCAUCCCGACUGCUGCACCAGAUGUCACUCUGAGGAGCAAAGCUAUAGGUGGUCCAUAUAGGCAUGAGAUCUUGGAGUCACCCGAGAGAACCAGGAAGACAGCUGUCUUAUGGACAGGAGAGCAUGGUUUCUUAAAUCACACAAAGCCACUGAAAGGUGAUGGUCAAGUAUUCUACCCUACUCCUCCAAAGAUAGUACUGCCCAACCCCAAACUUCGUGACUGGAAUUUCUCAUUAUCUGAGCGGACAAGCAACAUGCUGAAAAAUUUGGAGAGGACACACUGGGUCACCUCUUAUCAAAUGCACUACACAGGGUCGGGGCCAGCUAAUCCUCUAAAGAUAGAUGACUUCAAGGAAAAAAUGAGUGAUCUAACUUUGAUGACUUCACAUGCCGCACCACUGAGAGAAAGAUCCUAUCCUGUGUUUGUUCUCUCUAAACCAAGAGAAGAAUGGAAAAGAAGACAGGGAUGCCAUGUGGCGAGUAGUACUUGCGGCUCCGCUGCCACUGUACUCCAAAAUCCAUCUCCAACUCUGAACCAAUUCACUGCUUCAGCAACUAUGAACCAACAGAGGGCACAAGAGAUCACAUCUAAUCAUAAUGAAGCACCAGAUCCUAACCAAAUGGGUCAUAGUCAGUCAGAUUAUAACAGUGGCUCCACAGAAGCAGCAAGCACUGAGCUUUCCCAGGAGGUCUUACGCAAACAACAAGCUAAGAGCAAAAGCUCUGCAUAUCAGGGCAGGGAGCAAGAAAAAGGCAAAGUCAAGUUUGAUGAAAGUCUCAUGCAAGCAUCCAAGUCACAGAGCAGCCAAGAGGCUAACACUGCUCAGAUCACACACACAGAGCAACCCUUGGACCUGCACAACCGCCCACUUUCCCAGGGAGAGUUAGAGGUUAAAAGGGAGAAAAUCUCAAUUGAACUGUGUGAUGAAUCAAGCAACAAAAAUAAGUAUUUCAAAGUUGGAAGAAAUCCAUCUAGCCUUAGUCAGCCAGCUGUAAUAAUAUACCAGGCAGAUAUUGAAUCACAUGCUGAGUUAUUAUCAAGGGCAGCUUCAGAGCAGGGGAAACUGCCAGAGGGCCAUGAGCUGCCACACAGUAUCUGUAACCCCUGCAUCAUGCCACGGCCUCCUGUCCUGCCUAGUAUUAACCCUGUGAGAAGAGCUGGGACUGUGGCUCUCAGUCGUCUGGACCUUCAAGAUUCAUUCAGUAAGUCAGAAGCCCAUCGCAACUUCAACAGCUCCAUCACACGUGCUGUUGUCAACCUGAGGGACAAUGUAGUCACAGGGAAAAAACAUGACUUCUAUGGGAUCAACUGCUUCUACCUCCAUGGAUAA
Messenger RNA from Scomber scombrus (Atlantic mackerel), 1467 nucleotides. Its product is annotated as sperm-associated microtubule inner protein 4-like. Gene Ontology annotation, cellular component: centrosome. The record is from RefSeq and is a predicted model, not a curated record. NCBI's taxonomy places the organism in Eukaryota, Metazoa, Chordata, Actinopteri, Scombriformes, Scombridae. Bases 1 to 1467 code for a protein of 488 amino acids. The transcript is spliced from 5 exons.